GUAAGCUGUUGCAAAGCCGAUCCAGAGCUUAUGCCGACCAGUUACUUGCCGGAAGAUGUGCUCAGAGACAUUCUCCUCAGGGUUCCGGUCAAGCCGCUUGUUCGAUUUAGGUUAGUGUGCAAAUCCUGGUCUGUAUUACUGAAAAGUCGUGAUUUUACGACCACCCAUCUCAGCUGCUCAGCCAAUCAUGGCUGUAAUCAUCUUCUUGUUAACAGCCAUGGAGCUGAAAACCACAACAUGUCGUUGCUAUCGAGCGAGGCAAUCGAUGCGGCGGCGGUCAAGUUAGAAACUCCUUUAAAGGGAAAAGUUAGAUUAAUAAUGGCGGGUUCUUGUGAUGGGUUAAUCUGUUUAUAUAAAUCCUUGUUGAUUCUCUUAUGGAAUCCUGCUAUUAGAGAACACAAAAUUCUGCCUACACCUCGCAUCCACCCCACGUUCCCCAACACGUUGAGUUGGGUCUCCAUAGGAUUUGGUUACAAUCUUAAUGAUUAUAAAUUGGUGAGGAUUGUGUAUUGUAAAGCCCCGGAUAACCGUCUACUUCCUGCCCAGGUUGAGGUGUAUUCGACGAGUGCAGGUUCUUGGAGAUUGAUCGAUGCCAUUGUUCCCUCUGUAAUCGAGCAAUGUAAGUGUUCGGUAAUCGUGAAAGGAGUGCCGUAUUGGCUUGGUUUUGGGUCGUUUUGGCAGCAAACAAGGUUCGGACCAGAGGAUCCGAUUCGUGAAGAGUUUGUGGUAUCUUUUGACAUGGGGAAGGAGGUGUUUCGGCAGGUGCAUGUGCCAUAUUGUGAAGGUUCUUACAACAAGUACAGCAAGAAGCUCGGGGUAUUGAGGGAAUCCCUGGCUGUAAUCUACUAUCCUUGGCCUGAACAUGUCAGCACUUUCAUUGACUUUUGGGUGAUGAAGGAUGACGAAUGUUGGAGCAAAGUGCAGAGGAUUGGACCCUUUUCAAGUGUUGGGAUCCCACUGGGGUGUUGGAAAGAUGGGGUGGUGGUUUGGCAGAAUGGUAACGAGGAGUUAUUGUAUGACACAAGUACCAAACAAGUAAAGAAACUUUCAAGUCAUCCCAAGUUGAUUUCUACCUACGUUUCUACCUACAUGGAGAGCCUUGUUCCUGUGAACGCACUGUAAUUAAAUUUGUUUGAUGUUCAAUCUGAUCAAAUUCUGUAAUUGUUGCGUAGGUUGUUGGUCUCUGCCUUUGCGUAUUCUCUCUUGUAUUCGUCUACCAAUAACAAUCAAUGAAAUAAAGAA
Corylus avellana is the source of this 1242-nucleotide messenger RNA. Its product is annotated as F-box/kelch-repeat protein At3g23880-like. NCBI's taxonomy places the organism in Eukaryota, Viridiplantae, Streptophyta, Magnoliopsida, Fagales, Betulaceae. Gene Ontology annotation, molecular function: protein binding. The record is from RefSeq and is a predicted model, not a curated record.